This is a messenger RNA of Suricata suricatta (meerkat), 2274 nucleotides long. RefSeq names its product solute carrier family 22 member 2 (gene SLC22A2). Gene Ontology annotation, cellular component: membrane. Gene Ontology annotation, biological process: transmembrane transport. The record is from RefSeq and is a predicted model, not a curated record. The transcript is spliced from 11 exons. Lineage: Eukaryota; Metazoa; Chordata; Mammalia; Carnivora; Herpestidae. Bases 79 to 1743 code for a protein of 554 amino acids.
CUGAGCUGGUCACAGCCUCGCUCGGGGACACUCGCACCAGCACGGGGAGAAGCAUCGGGUCUCCUGCCUCCGAUAAUCAUGCCAACUGUGGAUGACAUCCUGGAGCACAUAGGGGAGUUUAACUUUUUCCAGAAACAGACGUUCUUCCUCUUAGCUCUGCUCUCUGCGGCGUUCACUCCCAUCUACGUGGGCAUCGUCUUCCUGGCCUUCACCCCGGAUCACCGCUGCCAGAGCCCCGGCGUGGCGGAGCUGAGCCGGCGAUGCGGCUGGAGCCUGGCAGAGGAGCUGAACUACACGGUGCCCGGCCCGGGGGCGGCGGGAGAGGCGUCCCCUCGCCAGUGCCGCCGCUACGAGGUGGACUGGAACCAGAGUGCCCUCGGCUGCGUGGACCCGCUGGCCGGCCUGGCGGCCAACCAGAGCCACCUGCCGCUGGGCCCCUGUCGGCACGGCUGGGUGUACGACUCGCCCGGCUCGUCCAUCGUGACCGAGUUUAACCUAGUGUGUGCCAAUUCCUGGAUGCUGGACCUGUUUCAGUCGGCUGUGAAUGUAGGAUUUUUUAUCGGCUCUGUGGGUAUCGGCUACAUAGCAGACAGGUUUGGCCGGAAGCUCUGCCUGCUGGUUACGAUCCUCAUAAAUGCUGCAUCGGGAAUCCUCAUGGCUGUCUCCCCAAACUAUACAUGGGUGUUAAUUUUCCGUUUGGUCCAGGGGCUGGUCAGCAAGGCAGGCUGGCUUAUAGGCUACAUCCUGAUUACCGAGUUUGUCGGGCUGAGCUACCGGAGAACGGUGGGCAUCGUUUAUCAAGUGGCCUUCACCGUCGGGCUCCUGGCGCUGGCGGGGGUGGCAUACGUGCUCCCUCACUGGAGGUGGCUCCAGCUCACUGUCACCCUGCCCAACGUCUGCUUCUUGCUCUAUUACUGGUGCAUCCCUGAGUCUCCGAGGUGGCUGAUCUCCCAGAACAAAAAUGCUAAAGCCAUGAGGAUCAUUAAGUACAUCGCAAAGAAAAAUGGAAAAUCUCUGCCUGCCUCCCUUCAGAGCCUCAGACCUGAUGAGGAAGUUGAUGAGAAGCUGAAUCCUUCGUUUCUUGACUUGGUCAGAACCCCUCAGAUCAGGAAACACACUUUGAUCCUGAUGUACAACUGGUUCACCAGCUCUGUUCUCUACCAGGGCCUCAUCAUGCACAUGGGCCUUGCAGGGAGCAAUAUCUACCUGGAUUUCUUCUACUCUGCUCUGGUGGAAUUCCCAGCUGCCCUCAUCAUCAUCCUCACCAUUGACCGUAUAGGUCGCCGCUAUCCAUGGGCUGCAUCAAAUAUGGUGGCAGGGGCAGCCUGCCUAGCCUCAGUUUUUAUCCCUGAUGAUCUGCAGUGGCUAAGAGUUAUAAUCGCGUGCUUGGGCAGGAUGGGGAUUACGAUGGCCUACGAAAUGGUUUGCCUGGUCAACGCGGAACUGUACCCCACCUUCAUCAGAAAUCUCGGUGUCCUUGUCUGCUCCUCCAUGUGUGACAUUGGUGGCAUUAUCACGCCAUUCCUGGUCUACCGGCUCACCGAUGUCUGGCAUGAACUCCCACUGGUGGUUUUUGCUGUGAUCGGCUUGGUUGCCGGGGCACUGGUGCUAUUGCUACCCGAGACCAAAGGGAAGGCUUUGCCUGAGACCAUAGAGGAAGCGGAGAACAUGCGGAGACCAAGAAAAAAUAAAGAAAAGAUGAUUUACCUCCAAGUCAAGAAAGUAGAUAUUCCCUUCAACUAAGAAGAGAGACCACGCUUGCUAUGGCCUUGCUGUGCUGAUACAAGAGACUUCUCCAUCUGCACAAAGACCAUAUAAUUCACCCUUGCCUCCUUUUGAACCCUAUUAGCCUAAAUAUAUAGCCACAUAGAGUUUGUUGUCCUAGUGUAAUCAAGUCCACCCACGGGACCAAAUUCUACCACGUCCCACCAGCUCACUCCAUUCCCAGCAUUCUCAAGACAAUCCUAUUGGUGUGCUGGGGAUUGUUUUCAUCUUUAUUUUAUUUUAUUUCUUUCUCCACAAUGAUCUCAAACCAAAAUACACAGGGGAAUUGUGGGCCAGGGAAACAGAGAAGAUCUGAAAAACUAUUAAGUGGGAGAAGAGAGCCCGUUUUCUUAAAGAAAUGAUACAUAUAAAAUAAGAUCAAGUCAUCCAGAAUGUAUGCCAGGAACUUUAAAUUGGCCUUUCAAGUGACAUGGGUGACAAAAUUUUAAAAUACAUUAUUAUCUGGGUUAGACUUUAAAAGAAACUAAAAUAAAAGAAUCCGAAAUACAA